Molecule: messenger RNA, 2588 nt
Organism: Oncorhynchus masou masou (cherry salmon)
Lineage: Eukaryota; Metazoa; Chordata; Actinopteri; Salmoniformes; Salmonidae
Product: bucky ball-like
Exons: 7
Coding region: 145-2331 (728 amino acids)
Source: RefSeq, a predicted model, not a curated record
UGUGCUAAUUAGCUGUCGGCGUCUCUGCACACCUGUAUGUAAACGGAAGACAAAGCCACAAACUUAUCACUGAAAAUACUGUUGGCUGCAACUGUGUUAGAACAGGUUAAAACAGUGUACAAAGGAAGCAAACAGCCACAGUCGAUGGAGAACGAUCAACACAACCAGCGGCAGGUCAAUCACCCAAGGCCCUUCUUCUAUGUUCAGCCUGCUUCUCAACCUUACUACAACAUGUAUCAGCAUCAUAAUCAAUGGCAAAAUAUCAACAACCCAUAUAACCACUACACCUUACCUGGUUCAGGAAGUUAUCCUUUUGGACGUCCUAGUUCAUACAUGUCCCCAUACCCAUACAUGCAGUAUCCUGGUCAAUACAUUGUUCCACACAUGCAUCCAGUUGAUUACAGAUGCAUGUACGACCCACCUCGUUUCCACCCACCUCCAGUGCAUGACCCCAUGUUCCGCCACCAGCAACAACAACACUACAGUGCUCAGGCCCAGAGAGAGGUGCCCUGCUCGGAGGCUCAGACCCAGUCCAGUGAUGCUCUGAACAAGCUCCAGACCAACGAGAAGCAGGGCUCUGAGAGAGAGCUUGAUUCCAGAGUUGUUUCCCAAGCUUCUGGAUUCUUCUCGUCAGAUAAUAAGGAAGGGAAACGUGAGGUGGGGGGAGACAUACACAGUAGUCGUGGCGCCUCGUAUGGUAAGUUGGAAAGCAGCCGUUUGCAAUCGUCGUCUCCACUGGCCAGGUUGUUCAGCAUCAGUGACUCCACAGCGGCGGUCUACGACGGCGAUUCGAGUCGGAGCCUUGGAGACCUGGGUCUUCAGGAGGGCUGGGCCCUAGACUCUGACGAGGAGCCCCCAUUGGACAGCUCAUCUGUUCAGGAGGAGGAUAUUCAGGACGCGCGGCAUCACGCAGCGGAUGAGUCUCUUCAUAGCUGUUCUUCUGAGAAUCUUUGCCUCCUGUCUGCGGUCUCGCAGUCCGACGACAGCCCCAGACCCGAAGACCCAGACAUCCAGGCAGAGGAGGGGAGCGCCAAUCCAGACAGUACAAGUUCCACUGAGGCACUUCUGAGGCCUCGGAGUCACUGCUCCAACCUGCUCUCCCCCCAGUCACUACCAUCACCCUUAGCCUCUGACUGGCAAGCCUUAGAGCACAUGAAACAUGGAGGAGAAACGUUUGAUGUUCCAGAUGGGAGUCUGUGUGAACUGGAUGUUGACCUGUCCUACCAGAUCCUCUGUCUGCCCUUUGAAAAGGUGUUUACAGCAAGCGCUCUGCAGAAGGACGUCUCUACCAGCUCCAGCGUUGCUCUGCGGUGUGAAGACCUCCAGGCCUCUCUGUCUUCUCUCGCUACUUCCUCCACCACCCCAGUCCGUCACCACCACCACCACUACUGUCAACCACAGACGGCUCACGAGAGACUCAGUGUCCUGUGUUCAUCCCUGGACGAGCUCUCGUCCCAGGACGAGAUGUUCUCCACCGAUCUGGAGGACGUGGAUGUGUUUCCCGGAUGUUUAGUCUACGCAAGGGGGAGGUUCUCCGCAGACCUCGGAGAGGCAGAGGUCAAGGAAGUCUGUCCUCAGUCCAAGAAGCUCAUGUGCGUCUGCUGUGGAUCGAGCCUGUUGAAAGGAGGAGGGGUGAGCAGCAGGGUUAAAGUUCAUCACAGCCCCAGGGUGUACGCCGCCGGGGACUCUGACGAGGUGGUCGAGCAGGAGCAACACGGAUCUGUAAGGACUUGUGAGAGAACGCACCCCAGUAGGGUGGUCGUGAAGAAGCACCCUGUACACAAGAAACACCCGCCUCUCCCUCUACACAUCCGACAUGCUCCCAAACACAGCUGUAAGAGAGGCCAGUGGAGAGAGGCGAUUGGGCCCGAGGAGCAGGAACCAGAGACCGUGUUGGUGGGAUCAGAGCUGAAGUAUUAUGAAGGCCAUGUGGUGGAGGGGAAGAGUGGACACGGAAACGGGGAUAAGCAACGCAGGACAUGUAAAGGGACAUUUCCGUUGCUUUGCUUCCAAAAUGGCGCCCUAUUUUCUUACCGACGCACUUCACCACACGUUUUUCUCUCUCUUAUCUCCGCUGUAGAUGGACUGUGCCGAGACGGCGUUAAUACUGCAGAUCCGGGCACAUGGGAGAGUAGAGGUGCCAAGCCUAGACAGAAACCACACAGCUCACUGCCACGACCAGAGAGACCAGCACUGAGGAAAGCUCUGUGUAAGCCGCUGGGAUACCAGAGAGUCAGAGACGAGGAAAAUAACGACGAGGUGCCACAACGAUUUCAGAGGAGAAGGUUCCACCAAGAGAAGAAACACAAGGUUUUGAUAUCACAUCCUUGAUGUAAUCAAAGAAAAUGUCACAAACAAAGAGCACUUAGUAAAAUGCAUAACAGAAAAUGUUUCGGAUGGACACCAUUUUGUUUUUGUGAUAAAUAAAAGCAAGGAGAUAAAGCACUUCCAGGAGGUCCACUGUCAGUUGGCUAGCACUGUCCUGUAUGUUGGUAAAAUGUCCCCUCGGUCAGCACAGGGUUUGGUGGCUUUGAAAAUCAGAUUUGAACUGUUGUGACCAGUGGAUUAUUAAAAUUAAUUUCAUAACA